UGCGCCAAUUUAUUAAGAACAUGUUGAGAGGGAAGCAGCCUACUAACUACUGUGAGGGACUGAAAGUAGUUGAUAGGCGACGCUCGACAAGCGCUCCUUAAAAGUGCUUGCGGUGCUGUUGGCAUUGUCAUUCAUUAGCAUGCCAUGUUCAUGGGAUUGGGGUAUCAACACGCUGGCUGUCGCAGCCUAUGGCGGGGCAUUUUGGUGGGCGAUUCGUUGCACAGUGCGCGACGCUGCGGCGAGUAAGAGACGCCCCAGCGCUGUUAACUCAAGGCUAUAUGUUGCCCGUCGCAUACAACUGCACAAUGCGCGGGGCCUGCGCGCAGCGCAGCUUUGCGCCGGUAUCCUGUAUGCAGCCGUCAUGUCAUAUGUGUACCUCAUCCUGAGCCCCGGGAGCCUCACGUCAUCGCACGUGUUUGGCCUACUGUUAUCAUACCUACAUGUCGCCACGACAUGCUGGUGCACGACCAUAGCGCUGGUUCCCUACUUCGAAAAGGUGCUUCUGGAGUUCAACCCUGUGGCAUCCGUGGCUUUGGUGGGCAGCCUGGCCCUGUUCAUCAACUUCAGCGGCUCAAGCGGGCUCGCAGUUCAGCACAGCUUCUUCGGCAAAAUCCUCGCCUACGAUGUGCUGUGGCUGCUGGAAGACUGUCCGCUGCAGGUGUUCCUUCCCACGCAGCUCACCGCUGUGCUGAUACACCUCAGUGCACAUGCCUGCUCGGGUGCCCAGCUGCACGUUUGGAGCACCCUGCUGGCCUACGCGGGCCUAGGUGUGGUGCUGCCGGUGGUGGUGUCGGGCUUGCUGCUGCCCAGCACCUCCCAUGCAACGCUCCCCAGCGGCCUACACACCGGCCUCUCCGCCGCCGUGGUUGGCUACCUCCUGAUGGAUCAGCUGCUGCGCGCCCCGCCGCUAGUAGAGCCGCUGCAGCAGGCGGCAGCUGCAGCAACGGAGGCGGUGCUGGCAGCAGCUGCAGCCUCCGGAGGCGGAGCAGCGGCAGCAGCAGCGGCCUUGGGUUUGG
Molecule: messenger RNA, 1016 nt
Organism: Astrephomene gubernaculifera
Lineage: Eukaryota; Viridiplantae; Chlorophyta; Chlorophyceae; Chlamydomonadales; Astrephomenaceae
Source: the annotation of a GenBank genome assembly